ACUUCCAGCGAUAACUUUUCACCUUUUGAACUUGAGGAGAAACAUUUUGCUUCAGUCGCAGUGACGCAGAAUGCAUCGUACAGUUCUCCUCGCCGUCGUUUCGGCGUUAGUGUUCGCCCCAUGCGGCGGAACUUGUCCAGACGUGGACCCGGAGGUUAAUUUCGACGUGAAUAAGAUUUUAGGCCACUGGUAUAUCGUCCAACAGACCGGCGCGAAACAUCCUUGUCUCACGCUCAACUUUACUAAGAAGGCCGACAAGGAUGAGUAUAGAAUGAUCGAGACGUGUCAGAGCAGUAAGUUCUUUAACACCCUUGGUUUGCAAUACGAGCACCACACCAAAGGCAAAUUGCGCGUGCCAAAUGCGACUUCGCCUGCGAUUAUGGAUCUCAGCUACACGCUCAGCAUUAGAACGCUCAAGCUCACCAUCUUCGCAACCGACUACGAGAAUUACCUCGGUUUUCUCACGUGCAUAAAGGGCUUCGCCUUCUCGAAUAAGCCGCAGGUGACAAUAGCGUCGAGAACGCCUGGCCUCGGUCCUCCGCAUCUCGAACCCGUUUACGCGAAGCUACUGAAGUACAACAUCAAUCCGUACGUGAUCGACACGGUCAAGCAGUACGAGUGCGCCGAGCACGGUGAAAAGGGCAUAUUUGUCAAGGCGGUCUCCGGUACCGUCGACACCGUUAAGGGUGCCAUCGGAAGCGUCGUAAAUCUCUUCUCUUCGGGGAAGAAGGAUUCAAAUUUGGAUCCGAAGAUAACAGGCGAGAACGAGAUAGACGUUCGAGCCGGCCAAUCGCAAUGAGUUUUCAUUUGUUUUGUUUAUACUUACCACGAUCUUGAUAAAAGAAACAAAUGUUAAAAAUAUUAUACAGGGUGUUGCAUGUAAGAUAAUUAAAUGGUACAAAGAACAAUGAC
Photinus pyralis (common eastern firefly) is the source of this 912-nucleotide messenger RNA. RefSeq names its product apolipoprotein D-like. The coding region runs from base 71 to 799 and encodes 242 amino acids. The record is from RefSeq and is a predicted model, not a curated record. Lineage: Eukaryota; Metazoa; Arthropoda; Insecta; Coleoptera; Lampyridae. The transcript has 4 exons.